AGUUCUCGCGAGAGUCGAGACCGGCAAGGUCGACUGUUCGCUAAGCCAGUUUAAAUUUUAUUUUAUAAAUUCAACUUGCUGAACUGCAAAUUAAAAAAUAUAGUUAACAAUAAUUAUCAUUAGAAAACUAAUUUAAUUAUUCUUCAAUUUAUACACAUAAUGAAAUUAAAAAAAAAAAAUUAAUUUUAUAAAAAACUAAACAAAUAGUUAUUAAUUAAUUUAAACUAUGCUUUUUUUUUCUUAAAUAAAACUAGUAAAAUUAUUUAAGAUAUAAAAUGAUGUUUACUAUUUUUUGGUUUUUUCUACUGUUAACUGCUUCGAGAAGUCAUCAAAACAGUUUUGUAAGGAAAUUCGAGUGUUUUGAUGAACAAUGUCAACGAAUAAAUGUUCCAAGUAAAUUUAAUAAUUCAACACAAUUGAAUAGUAAUGAACAAUUUACAACCCUGGAAUCAUGUCGUUUGGUUUGUGGAUCUGUUGGAGGUCUUUGGCCAAUACCAACUGGUAUUUUCAGCAUUGGAAAAAAAUUGAUAUCAAUAAAUAUUGAUAAAAUAAAUUCGAAUAUUGAUAAAUCUGAUUUAUCAAUAAAGCCAUAUUUAUAUAAAAUACUAGAAAUUUUUAAAAAUAAUAUUAAAAAAAAUUGUGGAUUAUUAAAUUGUGAAAAUGGUAAUUAUUCAAUAAUAAUAAAUAUAAAAGUUGAAAAUAAUUGUCAUGAUUUAAAUUGGAAUACACGAGAAGAUUAUAAUCUAGAAAUAUCAACAAAAGAUACAAAAGUAAGAAUAUUUAUAAAUUCACAAACAAUUUAUGGUGCACGUCAUGCAUUAGAAACAUUAUCACAAUUAUUUGCACCAUCAAUAAAUUCAAAUAAUUUAAUUGAAUUAGUAGUUAUUGAUAAUGCUAAAAUACAAGAUAAACCAAUGUUUACACAUCGUGGAUUACUCAUUGAUACAGCAAGAAAUUAUCUACCAGUUGAUGCAAUAUUACGAACAAUUGAUGGUCUUGGAUCAACUAAAAUGAAUGUACUUCAUUGGCAUGCAACUGAUACACAAAGUUUUCCAUUAAAAUUACAAAGUCAACCAUUAAUGUCCAUAUUUGGUGCUUACUCACAAGAAAUGACAUACAGCCCUGAAGAGAUUGAAAAAAUAAAGCUGCAUGCAAAACACAGAGGUGUAAGAAUAAUUAUUGAAAUUGAUACACCAUCACAUGCUGGAUCAGGAUGGCAAUGGGGUCCCACAGAAGGUCUUGGUAAUCUUGCUGUUUGUGUUGAUAAAGAACCCUGGAGAAAAUAUUGUAUACAGCCACCAUGUGGGCAACUAAAUCCAGUCAAUGAAAAUACAUUUGAUGUUCUAAAAGAUAUAUAUAAUGAUGUUCUAUCAAUUAUGGGAAACGACAGUAUUCUACAUCUAGGUGGUGAUGAAGUUUAUUUACCAUGUUGGAAUUCAACUGAAGAAAUUGUCACAGAAAUGAAAGCUCGUGGGAUGGGCACAACAACUGAUGAUUUUUUUAAAUUAUGGUCUGAGUUUCAUAGUAAACAAUUAGGAAUAAUUGAUGAUUUAAAAAAAAAUAAUGACAGUGUUAUAAUAUGGAGCUCUGGUUUAACAUUACCCGAUGUCAUUGAUAAAUAUUUAAAUAAAUCACGAUUUGUUAUUCAAACAUGGCUUGAGUCAUCAUCAACAGUUCCAAAUGAACUUUUAAAUAAAGGAUAUAAAUUAAUAAUAUCAACGAAAGAUGCUUGGUAUUUGGAUCAUGGAUUUUGGGGAGUAACUAAGUAUCAUUCUUGGAGAGAUGCAUAUCAAAAUAGAAUACCAAAAAGUGAAGGUGUACUUGGUGGUGAAGUAUGUAUGUGGGGUGAAUAUGUCAAUGAGGGUGGACUUGAUUCACGUGUAUGGCCACGUGCAGCAGCUGUUGGGGAAAGACUUUGGUCAAAUCCAGCUAGUACAAUGACAACUGGCGAUGCUGAACCACGAUUACAAGCCCAUCGUGAACGUCUUGAAAAAUAUGGAAUUCAUGCUGAUGCUAUGACACCAGCUUGGUGUGCACAACAUGCAAAAAAAUGUUUUUGACUUUUUUUUAUUAAAAAAUAUCUAAUAAAAAAAUAUCUCAUGAAAUUUAAAAUAAUUAAUAUUAUUUUAACACAAUUAAUUGAAAAAUGAACACAUAUUCCUGAAUCAUGUAAAGAGAUAUAAACAGUCAAGAAAUAAUACUGGGUAACUGUAAUUAUUGUGGACGAAAAAAAAAAAAUCCAUUCA
Aphidius gifuensis is the source of this 2246-nucleotide messenger RNA. RefSeq names its product chitooligosaccharidolytic beta-N-acetylglucosaminidase. The transcript is spliced from 8 exons. The record is from RefSeq and is a predicted model, not a curated record. The coding region runs from base 276 to 2060 and encodes 594 amino acids. Gene Ontology annotation, cellular component: membrane. Gene Ontology annotation, biological process: ganglioside catabolic process; glycosaminoglycan metabolic process; carbohydrate metabolic process. Lineage: Eukaryota; Metazoa; Arthropoda; Insecta; Hymenoptera; Braconidae. Gene Ontology annotation, molecular function: beta-N-acetylhexosaminidase activity.